This is a messenger RNA of Sphaerodactylus townsendi, 814 nucleotides long. RefSeq names its product mal, T cell differentiation protein 2 (gene MAL2). Gene Ontology annotation, cellular component: membrane. Lineage: Eukaryota; Metazoa; Chordata; Lepidosauria; Squamata; Sphaerodactylidae. Gene Ontology annotation, molecular function: structural constituent of myelin sheath. Bases 98 to 640 code for a protein of 180 amino acids. The record is from RefSeq and is a predicted model, not a curated record. The transcript is spliced from 4 exons. Gene Ontology annotation, biological process: myelination.
CUCCUCCUCCUCCGCCUCCGCCUCCUUCCGGACUGCCCUACCUGGCCGCGGCCGCCACUCGCGUCCGGAUCGCCCGGCAGGCAGGCAGGCAGGCACCAUGAACCCCGCGCGAGGGGGCUCCAUGCCGCCGCCCCCCAACGCCACCGCCUAUUUCCCCCCGCCGCGCGUCACCCUCCCGUCCGGCUUGGAGAUCCUGCGCACCUACUCGGGCGCCUUCAUCUGCCUGGAGAUCCUGCUUGGAGCCCUUGUCUGGAUUUUAGUCGCUGCAACCAACGUCCCUUUGCCACUCCUGCAGGGAUGGGUGAUGUUUGUGUCCGUGACUUCCUGUUUCAGUUCGCUGGGCUUCCUCUCCGUGUUUCUCUUCAGCUACAGGGAGAGAAUUGCAAUUGACUGGAACCGCUUGGAUUUUUUUUUCCACGCAGCUGUUUUCGUCUGUUAUUUUGGGACCUUUUUGUUGCAAGCAGCCACAACAUCUUUGCAUAGCCAUCCACUCAACUUCCGGGUCAACGCUACCACCUAUACUCCACUUCUAAAUGAGCACGAAUAUAACUUGAGCAUAGCAGCUGCUAUUUUUGCCUUUGUAACCACUGUAUGCUACGGGUGCAGCACAACCCUCGCUUUGAGAAGGUGGAAACUAUAGCACUGGAAGAGAGAAAACAUCUCCGUAGUAUCCCAUCGGUUUCGCGUAACAGCGCAGACGAUCAAAUGGUGAUACCGCUUGUCCUUCGAAACAGAGUGGCAUUCCAAAAAAAAAUUUAAUAAUAAUAUGUCUGGAAUAAAUGUAUAUUUUUCUAAAAUGUUGAUAUACAGAUAA